UUCGGACUCAAAAAUAUUAUCCUGUAAAUAAUUUUCCAAAUUACAUACAAAAAUUAGCUCUAAAUUCAACUUCUUCUCACACCGUUUUGAACAAAACAAUGGCCACCAUUUCCGCCGCUGCCUCAACUUCUUCGGUCACCCGAGCCACUCUUGUUCACAGGCCUCCCACCGGGGCGUCUGCAUCACCUGUUCUUGGGUUGCCACGAAUGGCAAUGAAGGGGAAAGUAAGGUUUUCCAUGAAGGGAAAGCAGGACAAUAAGCCAUGCUUGGGAAUGAGCGCAUCAGUGUUGGCAGCUGCCUGCGCAGCCACCAUGUCAAACCCUGCAGCCAUGGCUCUGGUGGAUGAGAGAAUGACCACUGAAGGAACAGGUCUUCCAUUUGGUUUGAGCAACAAUCUUCUUGGGUGGAUUCUUUUGGGUGUGUUUGGUCUAAUUUGGGCUCUUUAUUUCCCUUACACUGCUAGUCUUGAUGAAGACGAAGACUCUGGAUUGUCCCUUUGAAUCCAUGCCAAACCAAAUCCCCAUUACAGAAAUGUAAAGAGUUUGGCCAUUAGUCCUGUGUUACAACUGUAGUAAAACUACCUUUUUCUGUGGCUUAUUUGUGUAUUGUUUCUCAACUCUUUGAUUUCAUUUCUGUUUUUGCUUCAAUGAUCCUGUUCAUGGAAUCAUGUAGAGAUUGUAUGAUCAAAAGGAAAAUAAUGGAUCUGAAUUGGUCAUGCUGCAACCAUUCAUGCUCAUUGCAAGCAUAACUAUGAGAAGACCUCCUAUCAUAAUAAAUCAGUUGAUCAUCUUUGCCAGUAA
Messenger RNA from Mangifera indica (mango), 800 nucleotides. Its product is annotated as photosystem II reaction center W protein, chloroplastic-like. The transcript has 2 exons. The coding region runs from base 99 to 500 and encodes 133 amino acids. Gene Ontology annotation, cellular component: photosystem II; chloroplast. Lineage: Eukaryota; Viridiplantae; Streptophyta; Magnoliopsida; Sapindales; Anacardiaceae. The record is from RefSeq and is a predicted model, not a curated record. Gene Ontology annotation, biological process: photosynthesis.